AUGAUGCUCACCUUCUUCUUGCUAAUUCUCCUGGGGCUCCCAUGUGUGGACACUGCUGUCAACAGUUCUCUUGUGUUGGACGACAGUACCAUCGGUUUGGACAACAGUACCAGCGGGUUGAACAGUGUCAUCCAACCUAGGCAAAAUCUGAAGGGGGUAAUUCUCCACUUGGCAUCCUUUCUAGGUAUGAGCUCUCGGCAGCUCUUAAUCUACAAAGCUUGCAUUCGUCACUGCCCGUUUCUACAAAGUCCAGCUCCAAUGAUUCUUAGAAGGCUUGCAACCACCAAUAGUUUCUACUAUACUAAUUGCUGCACCGGCUUGUUUUGCAAUGAUGGAGGACCUACUAAUAUAGAGAGGGACUUGCUACCCCCUCGUGUGUUUGAGGAAGAUGUAAUUGCAAGAGCUGUGCAUCUGGGGCAAUUCAACCUUCUCCUCAGCCUUGUCUUAAUCCUCUCCAGCAGCAUACCAACCUGA
Alexandromys fortis (reed vole) is the source of this 474-nucleotide messenger RNA. RefSeq names its product glycosyl-phosphatidylinositol-anchored molecule-like protein. Lineage: Eukaryota; Metazoa; Chordata; Mammalia; Rodentia; Cricetidae. Bases 1 to 474 code for a protein of 157 amino acids. The record is from RefSeq and is a predicted model, not a curated record. The transcript has 2 exons.